Molecule: messenger RNA, 1705 nt
Organism: Theobroma cacao (cacao)
Lineage: Eukaryota; Viridiplantae; Streptophyta; Magnoliopsida; Malvales; Malvaceae
Product: elongator complex protein
Biological process (GO): tRNA wobble uridine modification
Cellular component (GO): cytosol; elongator holoenzyme complex; nucleus
Molecular function (GO): tRNA binding
Source: RefSeq, a predicted model, not a curated record
AUAAAAUUCCCUCGUAAAACCUCCCAAAGUCUUUAUCCUCUAGGGUUUUUGACGUACUCGACAGACCAUAAUCUCAGCAGCAACAAUGGCGGAAUCAAUUUGCAGAGCAUUACGGGACGGAGCCCUAGAAGGUGAACACGCGCCUGCUCUCACAAUCAAGGACUCCAUGGUUUCUCCCUUCGGCUUCCACGUGUUUUGUCACGUGCUCUCCCAGCUCUCCUCUUUCAUUUUAGCCGGAAAAUCACAGUCAGGAGGGCUUGUCGUUGUUUCGUUUUCCCGGAGUCCCUCGUUUUAUUUGGAGUUGUUGAAAAACAAAGGAAUCGACGUCGUUUCCUCGGAUAAACGGAUUCAAAUUUUGGAUUGUUAUAGUGAUCCUCUUGGUUGGAAGGACCGGUUAAUCGAGGCUGGAAACUUUACGGCUCUUUCUCAUGAAGCUUCGAAUUCAAGUACUGCUAAUGUUCUUAAGGAUGUGAAACAUAUGGAUAAGUUGUACAAUUCAAUUGUUGAACGUGGCAAAGGACUGAUAGGAGGUGGGAAAAACCGGUUUUCUGUUGCCAUAGACUCGGUAGAUGAAAUGUCGAGACAUGCCUCUACGUCAUCAGUUGCAGGCCUGUUAAGCAAUCUUCGUAGCCAUGAUCAGGUUUCCAGUAUCUUUUGGUUAUUACAUUCAGACCUUCACGAGGCCAGGGUUGCAGCUGUUCUUGAAUAUUUGUCAUCUAUGGUGACCAGUUUAGAACCAUUGCAUCAACCAGCAAAUGGACACAGAGGUGAUUUGGAAAAUUUAUCUUUGAUUGAGCAUAACUUAAAGAAAGGAAAGUUUCAUGUUAGAAUUAAGCGGAGAAAUGGACGUGUCCGUGUGAUGUCAGAAGAAGUUCACAUUGAGCAGUCAGGCAUCAGCUUUACAUCUUUGUCAUCUGAAGGAGCAAUUAAUCAAGGUCUUGUGCCAAAGGUGCAGUUCAGUCUAGAGUUGUCAGAGAAAGAGCGAAUUGAUAGGGCUAAUGUUGUACUUCCUUUUGAGCACCAAGGUAAUGGUAAACCCAUACAAAUUUAUGAUGGCCGAAGAUCUCUGGCGGAUCGCAAACAUGAGAGACAAGUUGCUGCAACGGAAAAAGUGCAGACCAAUGAGGAGUCUGGCGGGGGUGAGAUUAUAUAUUUCCGUGAUUCAGAUGAUGAGAUGCCAGAUUCUGAUGAAGACCCAGAUGAUGACUUGGAUAUCUGAUUGUGCUUGCCCGAUCUGUAAUUUUGAAUUCAUGCCUGGCAUUGCAAAUUGGUAAAUGUUCUUUACAAGUAUGGAAAGGCUCAGAAUUUUGUUGUCAAUGUGGUCACUCUGUAGUCUCAAGAAGAGGCUGCUAGGGCACCCUGUCACAGUGUCACUGGUCGAGAGUAGAACUGGAGAGUCCAAAAGCCAGUAUUUGAUGCCCAAACUGACAGUGAAAGUGACCCAGGACGCCAGCUGGUGAGGAUGCAGGGUGCGUAUGAUUAGCAUCGUCCUCAACCACAACCCUUUGUAAGUCACUUCAUCUAGUGUUUCACCUGGUUAAUGACACCAAAGACUUGAUGACCCCGCCUCAAAGCCCAGAAACCCUGAGGAGGGAUACGAGACGAAUGACUAAAUGAGAUUAACAAGAUUAAUCUUUUGUUUUGGGAAAAAAAACCAAUAUUGUAUCUCUUUCUUUGGGUUAAUAAAAUGACUUUUUUUCUUGUG